CGGCGCGGCGGCGGCGCCGGCCGUCAGUCGGCGGCCGCUCUCCGCGCGCCCCACGCUGCGCUCGCGAGCCUGCAGCGCGGCUAUUAUGCCGGCGCACCGGGCCCGCAUCCCACGUGCCGCGUGCCCGCCGCGCCCCGCACCACACUAUACAUCACCAACUAUAUCACGCGCGAUUACGCGUCUCACGUCUACCGGAAUGUAAAUAUUUAUGGAUGUCAGUUUCCAGUUGUUUAGAUUGGCUGUGAAUUUUAAGUGAGAGUAAGCCUGGCGGCGGCGACCGGCUGGCGACGCCGCGGAUGUCGCUGCUGGGCAAGCCGCUCAGCUAUCGCGCCACGCGUCGCGACGCGCGUUACCGCCGCCUACAAUCCAAGUUCUACAAUUUCCUUGAACGGCCGAGGGGUGUUAAGGCCGUCCUGUAUCAUAUGAUUGUGUUCCUCAUGGUGUUCAUGUGCCUGUCGCUGUCCGUGUUCUCCACCAUCGAGGAGUACGAGGCUCGCGCCGGGAUAGUGCUCUUCUACAUGGAAACUGUCGUCGUCAUUUGGUUCGCUAUCGAGUUUGUGUUAAGGUUAUGGUCGUCAGGAUGCCGGUCCCGGUAUCAGGGUUCAAUGGGCCGCCUCAAGUUCUUGAGGCGGCCAUUCUGCAUAAUAGAUGUUACGACAAUCCUGGCGUCACUGGUGGUGCUGGGCAUGGGCUCGUCGGGGCAGGUGUUCGCGGCGUCGGCGCUGCGCGGGCUGCGCUUCUUCCAGAUCCUGCGCAUGGUGCGCAUGGACCGGCGCGGCGGCACCUGGAAACUGCUCGGCUCCGUCGUCUACGCACAUCGACAGGAACUGAUCACCACUUUAUACAUAGGAUUCCUGGGCCUUAUUUUUGCGUCAUUUUUGGUUUACUUAGCAGAGAAAGAUGUCGAGCAUACAAAAUUUAAAAAUUUCGCCGAAGCUUUAUGGUGGGGAGUUAUCACACUGUGCACUGUGGGGUACGGCGACAUGGUGCCCCAGACCUGGCAAGGAAAGUUCAUUGCUUCAUUCUGCGCGCUACUCGGGAUAUCUUUCUUCGCGCUCCCUGCUGGUAUCUUGGGUUCAGGAUUCGCUUUAAAAGUACAACAGCAACAGAGGCAAAAGCAUAUGAUCAGGAGGCGGCAACCGGCAGCGACGCUCAUCCAAGCGCUUUGGCGCUGCUAUGCAGCUGAUGAGCACUCGAUGAGCGUGGCUACCUGGAAGAUACAUCAAAUUCCUCUUCCCAGUCCGCAGACGAGCAGGGUGAUGAGCGCAUCGUUUAAGAACAACGCGUCAUUCGUGUCGCGGCUGCCGACGAUCCGCCGACACAAGAGCACCUCGCUGCACUCCCCCGCGCCGCACUCCAAGCCGGCGCACCGGUAUGACGUCAACGCCAGUGCAGAAAAUCUCGGCGCGACGAACGGGCGCGCGGCGCGCGCGCGGCCCGUCAACCCGGCGCUCAGCGAGGACUCUGUGGCCGAGACGCAGCUCUCCAAGAAAAACUCCGACGACGAGGAUGAGGAGCCCCGCUGCGUGAACCUCACGCCGCGCCACAAGUCGGCCAUUCGAUUCAUAAGAAAGCUCAAGUAUUUUGUCGCUCGCAAGAGAUUUAGAGAAGCGUUGAAACCGUACGACGUGAAAGAUGUGAUAGAACAGUACUCUUCAGGGCACGCCGACCUUCUAAACCGCACAAAGAACCUGCAGUACAGAUUAGACCAAAUACUUGGCAAGCAAGGAUCUAAAGCGAAAGACGUCUACGCAUCCAAAAUCAGCCUAGCUUCCAGAGUAGUUAAAAUUGAAAGACAAGUAGAUGAUAUAGAAAGUAAGUUGGAUCAUUUGUUAGAAUUGUAUGAAGAGGACAGAAGGUCCUCGAGAAGAAUAGGUAGUUCAAGAACCGGCGGCGGGGAGGGCGGUGGGGAGGGCGGAGCGAGCGAGAGUACGCUGGCCCUGCGCACGCGCCCCGCGCUCUCCGACAAGCAGUGUUCGGAGCCCAACUCGCCCGUAUCGCGAACCUUCGAGCCGGCGCCCGCGGCGGCCGCGCGCGUACCGCACAAGCGCCCCAUGAACAGGGGCUAUUCUGAUCUAGGAACUAGAUUCAUGAGGAAAAAAGUUAUAGUCAGGACAUCUUCAAAUCGAAAUGGAGGAUCUCCGCGAGAUGACGAGGUAGUUAUCGUAGUGCCGACGGACCGCGAGGACACCCCGCCACGGCUCGUCACCGACAGCUCGGAAGUAUGCGCGAGCUGCUCAGUAGAGGUAGAGACUGAAGCGGAGGCCGGGGCCUCCGGCAGCUCGGGGUCGGCGUCGUGGUGCGAGGGCGAGGCGGAGGGCGAGGGCGGAGAAGAGCGCGGCUACGGCUCGGGCGACUCGCUGGCGGAGGACGCGGCGUUGCUAGGCGCGGCGCACGCCACGAACGCGCCGCACGCGCCGCGGAUCGUGCGCACGCAGCGGCGCGACGUCGCUGUCGACCUUCACCUCUUGCGGCCCGACGUUUGAACUUCCUCCAAACGGUGCAACGGUCCUCUCUCUUGAAUACACUCCCGACUAAUAUCCCGUUUAAUUCGUAUCGUUCACAGAAUGUUUGAUGAUGAUGUUCCACAAUUUAUUAUGUCGCUAAAACUGUCCAAGUGUACACAAAACCUUGUUGACAAUAGGUGCUUAUUUAACUCAAAACAGCAAUCAUAUUAUGCUUAUUUGCAUAACCUAGUGUGAUUGAGUAGUAAAUGGUUGAAACAAUCAAAGAGUGACUAUUGAAACAAUAAUCAAUAUAUACAACGAGUAAUUAUUCAGAUUUGUCAUGCAAUAGGUUCAAAGGCGCAAACAGAAAGGGGAUAAAAUGUUGCAAGCCUAUUUAGUAGGUACCUACCGUCGAUGCCUUACGACACUUUCCUGCAAUAAUCUACUGAUGGUCAUCCUGAUCUGUUUCCUGCCGGUCAAUAAGAACUAUGUGUUUUAUACAUCAGGGGGUCUUAGCCAACAUGCCAAUCGUUUGCGUCCCGUAGCGAACGAAACGCAACUGUCGCACUAAUAGUAAUUUGGGAGAGUUAUAGAGAGACGAGAGACACAAAGCGUUUCGUUGUCGUAGCGCAAGCGAUUUCGCCCUUGGCUAGGCACCCUGGGGGCCUAGCAAAGAUGACAAUCGUUUGCAGAAUACAAACGUAACGCUAUAAUAUCUAUACGUUAUUUACGUUUAUCUUAGAGUUUUGUUUCGUUUUAAGCGAAGGAUUAUGCUAUCUUUCCUAGGCCCCAAGUUACGAUACUUGUGUCGUGUAAAUACCUAAUUGGAGUACAGUUGUGCUAUGGCCACCAUGGCCUAAGCCUCGUCGAUUGUAGCAUGAACUUAUCAAUUACACUCGUUUCUUCAUUAAAUUGUAAAUAAGAACGAGCACAAGUAGGUAAAAAAUACGCUUAAUUUCUUUGUUUCCUAUUGCUUUUAAAAAUAAUUAAUAAUUAUAUUAAGGUUAAGAGAAUAAGACAUUUUACAGAAUUUUAUCAAUAAGUUGAGUGAAAGCUUAGCUUUUAAUUUUAUUGAAUAUAGUAGUCAUAAGUUGUAAAUAAAUUAAAAAUAAGGCAAAUGGAGUACCAAUACAGUAAAAUUUACUAACGAUCGUACCUACUUCCGAUUGUAAGUACUAAUGAAAAAAUGAUAUGGCAAAUUUAAUCAGUUUGUGAAAUGAUUUGAAUUAAUAUACUUAAUAGUAGAGCUAGAAGAAGGCAUGUGUCACCUAUUGGGAGUGGCAGGCAAUAUUCAGAAUUAAUUUUUAUACCUAAUAUUUUUUGCAUUACCUAAUACCUAUGACCGCAACACAACGCAAAAUAAUUCCUUAAAAAAAUAGCCAUAUUCUGACAUAUCCCACUUGGUGUCUAAAUAUUGGGAUAUCGGGAAAUACGUAAAGUAAAAUAUCAUUUAAAACCCCACAAAGUCCCAAUAUAUAUUUACCUAUUUACCGUAGAGCCCAUCAAUCGAUGCUCAUUAUUGUGAUUUUUUGUGAUUUAAUCCGUUCUUUGUGAGAAAAAAUAAGUUACGAAUAACUUUAAUUAUGACAAUACUCAGUUCUUAAUUAAUCUAAAUUAUAAUAAUUUAUGGCAUUAUAAAUGCAAGCAUUUUCACCUUGAAUGUGAAUAGUGAACAUCGAAUUAUUAUUAUUUUGUAAUUAGAUAGACUUGGUUAUGACAAUACAAACUUUCAAAAAUCAACCAUCGUAUGUACAACAAUAUUUAAACUACAAUAUUUAUUGUACAAUUUUAAAAAUAAAUUUAUUUUUAAAUAAGUACCGUCAACCGGGGUGAAUAGGGAUGGCUGUGGUGAAUAUGGACAAACAUUAAAUAUGAUUUACCUGACAAUUUCUUAAAAAAUACUCACACCAAUUAUAUCAUUCGAUUGAAAAUAAUAAUAGAUUAUGGUAUUUUUUAAGAAAUAGUCAGGUAAAUCACAUUUUAAGUUUUGUCUCUAUUCACCCCGGUUGACGUUACUUUUUCCUUGCCUUCGCUACAUAGAUGCCUACUUAGUUUCAAUUUUGGACCCUAGAUAAUGCUUAUUGCAACCUAGGAAUUAAUGUACACGCAAUAGACUGAUGUAACGGUAUCAAUAACUAUAAUAGAAACUAUAUAAAAAACCAUUUUGGAAAACUGACUUAUCUACUAACCUACUUACAUAGAACACUAAUUUUGGUAUUAAGCUUGUUGUCAUAGAAAUAGAGACAGAGUCGGUCAAGUAAAAACCUACACUUCUCUAAUCUCUAUAGGACCAGCCAGCAUCUCCUUACGAUACUAUACAUACAAUACAAUGCAGAAUUCUUUACCUAUAAUAUUUACACAGCACCAACUUUAACAAUCCUAUUCUUGAACCAAUUUUUAAAAUUUUGGAUGCAUCUUGAUAAAAGCAGGGUAAAAUUUGCCUGUCAUUCAAAAAUAAUUAAAUUAAGAUUUUAACGUUUAUAAUGUAUACUUAAAUAGAACACCCUAGAACCUUACCCAAAUUACCUAUCUUUCUCGACUCACUGCAGCCAAAAUUGUAGAUAGUAGGUUACCUAAUUAUUA
Messenger RNA from Cydia splendana, 5030 nucleotides. It is a transcript of the gene KCNQ, whose product is annotated as potassium voltage-gated channel subfamily KQT member 4. Gene Ontology annotation, molecular function: voltage-gated potassium channel activity. Bases 297 to 2486 code for a protein of 729 amino acids. Gene Ontology annotation, biological process: potassium ion transmembrane transport. Gene Ontology annotation, cellular component: membrane; voltage-gated potassium channel complex. The record is from RefSeq and is a predicted model, not a curated record. Lineage: Eukaryota; Metazoa; Arthropoda; Insecta; Lepidoptera; Tortricidae. The transcript has 16 exons.